AUGUCGCUCUUCUACGAGCAGCAUUCCCGCCCACGCAUGCCAUCGCCCUCGCCCAGCUUCGCUCGCAUGACGUCAACCGCCAUCAACAUCCCCAGCUCGCGCGGCAGCCCGGCCUCGACGCCCUCGCUCUUCAAUGGCUCGCUCCAGUCCACGCCAGAGGGCAUGGUGCCUUUCGCUCCUUCCUCCCUCCCCGCAGUUCCUACCUAUACCCUGCCCGAGUCGCUCCUUCCGCCACCGGUACUGUCACCACCCACCUCGUCCCCGUCCGCAAUGGCAGAGGCACUGGGCAAAGGCCCGGGGCUGAUUCGAAGAGUGAGCCGCGGCGCACAGGGCAUUCCAAACCGCUUCCGCCGGGGUAACACGACUGCGCACAGGGAUCGCGACAAGAGCUCCGGACCAGUCAUUAUGCGCCGCCGCAGUGACAGCAGGACGGCUAUCGACGCAGACACCUGUGUCUCUGACCUCGAGGCCUACGAAGAGGAGGACGCCAUAGACGACUACUACGGCGAGCCUCCGCUCAACGGCCUUGGAAUCAACAUGUCUUCAAGUACCACGUCCAUGUCCGAAAAUAGAGCCCUGGCACCCAUCCUUCCCUCCCGGCUCGAACAAGGCACCCCAAUGAAGAAGAUCGCCAAGAAGGAGCAGAAGGCCAUCACUCUGCGUCUCGAUCUGGAAUCAGCCAGAGUGUACUGGGACACUUCACGGCAAAAGAGCUUCUACAUUGACGACGUCAAGGAGAUACGCUACGGUCCAGAUGCUAAGCAUUACCGUGAAGAGUGUGGCAUGUCCGAGAACUGGGCUCCAUACUGGUUCACCAUUGUGUACACUGACACCACACGCUCCAAGAACAAGAUCAAGACGAUGCACCUGGUCGCUCCCGACGCCGGCGUUUUCAACAUGUGGACAAAGACGCUCGACUCUGUCUCACGUAACCGCAGCGAGAUGAUGAUCGGCCUGCAAGGCUUCCAAGACAAGAGUGCAAAGCUGGUCUGGCAACGCGCGAUGAAGAAGCGUGGAAACGACGAAGAGUCAUUGGACUUUCCCAGCACAGUCGAAUUAUGCCGCAGCCUGCACAUCAACUGCACCGAGGCCACCCUCCGUGCUUACUUCUCAGAAGCUGCCCCCAAUGGCUCCGACAAACUGAACCAGACACAAUUCCUCUCCUUCGUUACUCGCUUGAGGGAACGCAAGGACAUCAAGAGAAUUUUCGACUCCCUGACUUUUGGAGCGGAAGAGAUGGACAAGGCCACCUUCUUCAGAUUCUUACAACAAGAACAGGGUAUUGAUGUUGAUGCGGACGUUGAGGGCUGGACGAGCAUCUUCGACAAGGUUGCGCGCAGAACAAAACCCAGGGCCACCCCAACAGAAGGUGGCGCGACCCCACUGCCGCUCACAAUGAACUUCCCCGCUUUCCAAACUUUCUUGACAUCAAGCAACAACUCUGUCCUGAAGCCGAAGCCAAGUACGGGGAAGCUCCAGCUGAACAGACCACUCAACGAGUACUUCAUCUCUAGUUCCCACAACACAUACCUCCUCGGUCGCCAAGUCGCAGGCGAAUCGAGCACAGAAGCUUACAUCAGCGCUCUACAGAAAGGGUGCCGGUGCAUUGAAAUCGACUGCUGGGACGGUGGCGAUGGUCUCCCCGUAGUCAUGCACGGCCGUACAUUGACCAAGGCCAUCUCGUUCCACGAUACUAUCAAAGUUGUCAACAAGUUCGCCUUUGCAGAGUCGCCCUACCCACUGAUUCUAUCGCUGGAACCGAAUGCUACCGUGAUGGAAGAGUCGAAGAAGCCCAAGAAGACGAAGACCAGCAACAUCACCAAAGAACUCGGUACAUUGGGUGUGUACACACGGGGAGUCAAGUUCACUGAUUUUGGCUGCACUGACGCGAACACCUUCAACCACGUCUUCUCUCUGAACGAGCGCAAGUUCGAGACUCUCACUAAGGCUGGGUCACGCGAAAAGUACCUGCUUGAGGAGCACAAUGUGCGUUGUCUCAUGCGCGUCUAUCCUCAUGCGUUCCGCAUCACUUCGACCAACUUCGACCCUCUCAAGUGCUGGCGUCGUGGUGUUCAAAUGGUGGCACUUAACUGGCAAACUUACGAUCUCGGCCAGCAGCUCAAUCAGGCCAUGUUUGCUGGUGGUGAUGAUCGCACGGGAUAUGUUCUGAAACCCACCACAUUGCGACGCGGCUCGCAAACAACAAUCCACGGCCCAAGGAAGGCUCCCAAGAAAGAAGUCAAGUUCACUGUCCAAAUUAUGUCUGCCCAGCAGCUACCUCGUCCUCGCGGUCUAGCCCAAGAAGCAAACAUCAACCCCUACGUUGAGUUCGAGAUGUACUGCGCAGAAGAUAUGGGUGCCAAUGCAAUUGGUGUUGGUGGACAAGACGCAUCUGCACCAAAUGGCCACUCAGGCAUCGGCAACCCGCUGCGCAAGCGUACAGAAAUAGUCCCGGGCAAUGGUUAUAACCCCGAGUUCCAAGGCACCAAAGACAUUGAGAUGAAGGUAACCACAAGAUUUCCAAGUCUUGUCUUUGUGCGAUGGACCGUCUGGCACUCACUCGACGCUAAGACUACAAACUACGCUCCUCUGGCAUCCUUCACAGCCAAGCUCAACAGUCUCCAGCAAGGCUACCGACACCUUCCUCUCUUCGACAGCAACGGCGAGCAAUACCUGUUCUCCACACUUUUCUGCAAGAUCAAGAAGCAGGAAAUUGUCGAUGCGCCUGAAGUUCCCAUCUCGCGCACUGGGUCACUCAACUCGCCGCUCGAGCCCUCGAGCCCGAGCCUGGAGCCCACGACUACGAAGCCUCGCAAUUUCGUUAGGCGUCUCAUCAGCCGUGGCCCAAGCGAGCGUCGAAAGCGCCUUGAGGAACGCACUGGUAGCGAGUCGCGCGAGUCGGAUCUAGACUACAUAAGUCGCUCCUCCACAUUUGAGCGAUAA
Messenger RNA from Parastagonospora nodorum SN15, 2943 nucleotides. RefSeq lists its product as hypothetical. The record is from RefSeq and is a predicted model, not a curated record. Lineage: Eukaryota; Fungi; Ascomycota; Dothideomycetes; Pleosporales; Phaeosphaeriaceae. Gene Ontology annotation, molecular function: phosphatidylinositol-4,5-bisphosphate phospholipase C activity. Bases 1 to 2943 code for a protein of 980 amino acids. The transcript has 2 exons. Gene Ontology annotation, biological process: phosphatidylinositol-mediated signaling; lipid metabolic process.